AUGUAUUUUGAAAUUGAAAACACCCCGGAGCAUGUUAAAAGGGCUCGACGUACUGCCUGUAAAUCAGAAGAAUCACCCAAAGAAGAAUGUCCCCGUUUGGUGUUGGCUCCGUUCUCCAGACCACCACAAGUUGUGUUCGACAAUGUUAUCAUUGGUACAACUUGUGAGAGAAACUUGGAAGUCAUUAAUCCAACAAAACAACCACAGCAUAUAACUCUAGGUAAAGCUCUACCACCAGGACUGAUUGUGCAUAUACCCGGAGAAUGGUUGGAAGUGGAACCGGAAUCAUGUAAUAUAUUGACAAUGGUAUGGACCCCCAACCAGCCUACUGCUGUUAGAGAAACCCUUAAUUUCACAAAUGAGAACCAUAGAAGACAUGAUGUCAUUGUUCUUCUUAAAUCUGUGGUGAAUGUCAAAGGGAAGACAAACCAAUCAAAAGGGUUUAAAAUAUCACCAGGUAAAAUGAAAAGAAAGUCAUCAAAAAAAUCGCCAGUUGCAAUUUACAAAAAGAAAACUGAAAAAAUUAAUAAAACCAUAAAAAGUAAAGAUUGGGUGAAUAUAAAACAUUCCACUCAACGUAAUAUUCAGACUGUAUCUGAAAAAGAGAAUAAUACAGUUUUAAAUGAGCAUUCCUUGAAUUCUCACAUGGAGCAGUGUCCCUUUGACUCUCCGAACAGUAUAGAUUUUAAUUUCAACACUUCCGAAAUCUUUUCGAACAUAAGAAAACCCAACUUGCAAGAUACUUAUGAUAAAACUUAUGCAUCCACUGAUAGUAGAUAUAAUGUACCCCAAAACGUUUUAAAGCCAUCUAAUAGGCAAACACAUCCCAAUACUUCAAUUUCUGAUAUAUUUGAUAAAUUAACAUUUUCUCCUUUGAAGACAUUACCUGCUAAAGUCGUUAAGUUGGACAAAGGUCCUAAAAUAGUGCUUAGUGUAAAUUCCGACAGUGACUUUGAUGAUAGCCUAGACUUGCAGAACAAUAAGGAGAAUGAAAUGCAUUCCAUUAUAAGCAUCACAUCGGCCCAACCUAAGAGGUGGCUCACAGUUAAUCAGUAUACUCAAGCAGACUCACAGUUCACCGAAACGCCGAACAUGCUAGAGAAAAAACAGCCCAAUACUUCAUCACCAAAAGAACUAAACAGUCCAAACUUCACUAUAAACACAGAAUUCUCGCGCAUCAGUGACUUGUCGUUUUUCCCUCAACGUUUUUCAACCGAGAGAAAGUUCAUGCCGAAAACCAAUAAUGACACUCAUGAAAUCAUCGACGAUGGCAAACUAUGCUCCGAUACGUACACAAAAGAGUCGCCUAAUACACCGUUUGAACAAAACUUUAAUCAGUUGCGAGUAGAACAGAAAUCCUUGCAGCACUUAUUGAAAGAGCAGCCUAAAAUGUGUAGGCAAGCUCUAUUCAAGGAGUUCCAACAGCGGGAACAUGACAGAAAUUUAUUGAGUGCUUUGGAGCAUAGUCCUUGGCAGUCUGACCUUAGAGCGGACGGGAGAUCCCCGCCCCGGUCAAUAACACCGCCCUUACAGUCUAUCCCAGAAGAAAGCAUCCAUCUCUCCGAUACUCAGGUGUUAGACAAAACUGACAAACAAAUGACCACGUUCACGAUAAACCGUACCUUCGACAAACUUUCCGAUAAAUCAGGUCUUUCCCAUAGCUCUAACAAUAGACAGACUUGGUCAAAAAAAUCCAUUCGCGCCGAGCCCGAUCUAUGGAAAGUGCCGUCAUUACUUAUUAAAAAGAAUAAAACUAAAACAUCACUCAGAAAAGAUUCGAUUUGUGGGAAACAAUCAAACACCAUGUACGACAGUAACAAAAGCAUUAAUCAGAAUCUAUCUGUUAAUCAGAUCGGGAAUAUAUAUUCUCAGUCCUUCACAGUAGAUCCAUUCUCGUCUGCCACCUAUUUUUACGACGAAGAAGCCGUUGACAAAUUCGAAACAGAGUUCAAAAGAUGGUUGAAUUACAUUUUGACGCCACCUGCGGAUCUCGAUAGUAAUACGGAACAAAAAAUAAAUGUCGGCAAGGCCUGGAUUGAGAAUAGAAACAAAGAAAUCCCAGCCGCGCCUACCAAAGAGCAAGUUUGCAGUGCAUACCAUAAUAGCCACAGAUUAGAAAGCCUACGUCGGUCUGCUAGAACCUUGUUAAUGAGCCCUGAUAUUACCAAAGUCCUUCAGAAAUUGAACGCUCAAAUUGAGAAAAAAUUGAUUGUAAUUAGAAACGAUCGGAACCUGCACUUAGAUGUUGGACUGCAAAAGAUAAUAAUGGAAAUCAUAUUAUCGUAUAAUCCAUUAUGGCUGCGUAUCGGCUUAGAAGCUACUUACGGGACCGUUUUACCUCUCAAAUCAAACAGCGAUAUUGAAGGUCUGACGACUUUCAUAAUUCAGCGCAUGUUCAAAAACCCCCAUCUCAAGAACAAACACUCGAAGUCGACCGCCCCAAACAUGCUGCUGCCUGCGUACAUGGAGGCCGUCAAGAAAUUCACAUUAAAGAAGUUCUUUAUGCUGGUUUUCUUUCUGGAUCAAGCCAAACAAAGAAAACUGAUCUCUCACGAUCCCUGUUUGUUCUGCAGAAACGCUGUCUGCAAAGAAAGCCGCGAAAUUAUUAUCAGAUUCACAAGAGAACUAAUCGCAGGCAUUGGAGACAUAACUAAACAUCUACGACCGUUAGGCUAUGUCGUUAGUCACAAACAGUCCUAUCUAGACGAAUAUAAGUACGCGGUUCACAAUAUUGCCCUAGACAUCAGAGACGGUGUAAGAUUAACCAAAGUAAUGGAAAUUAUCAUGAUGAAGAAUGGUCUACUGAAUCAACUUCGGACACCGGCCAUAUCACGACUGCAAAAAAUACACAACGUUCAAGUGGCCUUAAAUGCGUUAAAGGAAGCGAAUUUUGUUAUUGUCGGUGAAAUCACGGCGAGUGAUAUAGCCGACGGUCACAGAGAGAAGACCCUGUCUCUGUUAUGGCAAAUCAUUCAUGUCUUCCGAGCGCCUCUCUUCGAGAAAGCAGCGAAUAUCAUACAGUUGUGGUGGAGGAAGAAAUACGAGGUUAUUAUUGAAAAGCGCACCGAAGAGCAAAGGGUUUUGCGUAAUAGAAACAAUGCAGCGAACGUAAUUCAAAAUUGGUGGAGACGUAUCCAAUAUAAUCGUUUUGUCGAAUGGCAAAUGCAGAAAAUAACACAGGCAACGAUUGUCAUACAGAAGUACUGGCGAAUGUGGCUAUGUCGUAAGCGUUUGGUGAAAAUGAAAAUGAGUGUUUCGAAAAUCGAAGAGUGGUACAGAUGCGUUAGAUUGUCGAGGCAGGCUCGAGAAACAUUACAGAUGCUUAAAUUGCAACGCGAACAACUCCGGCAAGAGUCUGCCAUUGUUUUGCAAAGCUACGUCAGACGCUGGCUUUGUACGAAACGAUAUAAAAUGGUGUUAAAGAAUAUCGUAACAGUACAAAGCUGCGUCCGGCGAUUCGUAAUGAGGCGAAGAUUCUUGAAGUUAAAACAAACUGCAAUUUAUGUUCAACAGAAAUAUCGUGGUAAAAUCCUAAUGAGAUCAGAAGUCCGCAGGCUGACUGAGAAACGCAAUGGCGCCGUCACAAUACAAUCUUACUUUAGAAUGAACAAACAACGUUCUAAUUACAUCAAAAUAAAAAAUGCCGUGAAGUGCAUCGAAAGUCGAUAUAAAGCUUUGUUAGAAAUGAGAUGCGAACGCCAAAGGUAUUUGCUGUUGAAGAGCAGCGUUAUCACAUUACAAGCUUUGUAUAGAGGGAAGAAGGCACACGAAGAAUUCACUAGAAUUAAAAAUGUAAUAAUUAAUUUACAAAGAAGAAUAAGAGCGAAUCAACUAAUGAAAAAAGAAAGAGAUAACUUCAUAAUGAUUAAGAAUGCAACAAUUGUAAUACAGAAAUACUAUAAGGCGCGUUGCGAAAUGAAAAAUGUUAGAGGUGUAUACAUGAAACAACAAACUGCCGUUAAAACAAUACAACGAUAUUUCCGGUCCUAUAUUCUUGCGAAGAAACAGAGGGAAGAGUAUCUAGAAUUAUUGAAUGCCACUGUACUGAUACAAAAAAGAUACAAGAGCUUGCUGCUUAUGCGUAAAGAAAGAAAUGCUUUUAGAACUUUGAAGACCGCUACUGUAGAAUUACAAAGGAGAUACAGAGCAUUGAUUGCUAUGAGAAGUUGCAAAAACUCUUAUCAAUGUUUACGCAAAGCUACUACACUCUUACAACGGAGGUAUAGAGCUCUAGUUCUGAUGAGGGUUCAAAGAUCAGAAUACGCGAAUCUUAAGUCUAGUUGUAUAAAGAUACAAAACGCGUUCAGAGCGUAUGUCAAAGGAAAACGGCAAAGGGAAUAUUUUAUUAAACAAAAAACGUCCGCUGUUGUAAUCCAGAAUUGGUUUAGAAGUUGCAUGAAGGCAAAGGAAGUAAGACAUAACUAUACGCUAAUGAGGAAAUCUUGCGUUGCCAUUCAGAUAUAUUACAAAGCGUUCAUAAUUGGGCGGCAACAAAGACAGGAAUAUUUGAGAAUUCGUGCGGCCACCGUUUGCAUACAAAGAUUUUACAGAUCCUAUUUAGAAAUGAGAACAGUCAGGAAACAAUAUAUACGACUUAAAACCGCUACAGUAAUCGUACAGACAUACUAUAGGUCGUAUUUGGAGACGAAGCUGCAAAGAGAGAAGUUCUUGAAAUUGAGAUCGGCUGCAUCAUUGAUUGCCAAAUACUAUAGAAGCUCUAAAGAAGCUGAAGCGAUACGAGAGAGAUACAAGGUUUUGCGUGAAGCCACUGUUACAGUACAAAGAAGGUACAGAAGUCUCGUGCAGAUGAGGAAACAAAGAGAACAGUAUUUGAAAUUAAAACAGGCCGUUAAAACAAUAGAAACCCGGUAUAGAUCUUUGUUAACUAUGAAGAAACAGAGAACAGCUUAUUUGAAAUUAUGUUCCGCGGUGACAGUCAUUCAAACAAUGUACAGAGCUUGGCGUUCUAUGGUCACAGAACGGAGAAGAUAUCAGUUACUACGAAAAUCGUGCGUCUGUAUACAGACACGUUACAGAGCUAAUAUUCAAUGCAGAAAUGAUAGACGUAAAUAUUUGCAUUACCGAAACUGCGCAAUUGUGUUACAAAGAAGAUAUAGAGCUCAGUUGUUAAUGAGAAAAACGAGAUUUGACUACAUUAGAAUAAAAAAGGCUGCUAUUGUGAUUCAAACAAGAUAUAGAGCGUAUAGACGCAUGUUGGAACAACGACAGACCUAUACCAGAAUAAUUGAGAGCUGCGUAAAAAUUCAGAAGUACUAUAGGGCCUUUUUAAUUGGAAGACGUCAGAGAGAGGAAUUUUUGCGUUUAAAAACCGCAGCGGUUUUGAUUCAACGACGCUUCAGAGCAACAGUACAGUGCAGGGAGAUCAGAAAUGAAUAUUUAAGAUUAAAGACUGCAGCUAUAUUUACGCAACGUCGUUUUCGUGCUAAUAAAAUUGCUUUUAUCGCUAAGCGAAAUGAAGCCGCUAAUAAAAUACGCAAUUGGUACAUCUCUAUACUGGAGCGCAAUAAGUGUCGUUCCGUUUUCUUGAAACUAAAAAAAUCCGCUGUGGUCAUUCAAUCGUUUUUCCGUAUGUAUAUAAUGCGUAAGAAAUACUUAGAGAUUAAAGAAUCGAUUAUAACCAUUCAACGUUUUUAUCGCUCCUAUAAAUUAUCGAUUAUGGAGAGACAAAGAUACGAUAAAAUAAGGCAUGCAAUAAUAAAAACUCAAUCGUGCGUCAGAAGGUACAUUCAAAGGAGACGUUACUUAGAAUUAAAAAGUGCAGCUGUGACCAUCCAAUCCGCAUACAGGUUAAAGAGACACAGAGAACUGGUAUAUGAGAAAAGGAACACAGCAGCGAUAUGCAUACAGAAACAUACGAGACGGUAUAUCGCUCAGUCGUUUUAUACCAAACUACGUAAUAGUGCGAUAUUAAUUCAGAAAAUAUGGAGAGGGAAACUACUUACAAGAUUGAUGCGCUGCAAUUACUUACAGAAAAGGACUCUUAUCAUUAAAUUCCAGGCUGUGAUCAGAGGGUACCUGGUCAGAAAACAGGUUCGAUUGCAAAAAGAAAAUAUUAUAAGGAUGCGUGAAAUAGAGAGGCGUGAUUGGGCAGCUUCUAGAAUACAGGCUCUAUUCCGAGGUCAUAGAGUUCGUUUAGCUGUGGCUAACGAUAGGCGAGUCACAGACUUGAGACGCCGGUGGCGAGAAGGUGCUCUUGUCUCUUACCAAGAAACUUUAAAAGAGCGAAACGAAGAAGCGAUGGAUGUGCUCCGUAAUAUGUGCGAUAUAGAGACUGUUAUCAGAGCUUUCAGAUCGCUUGAACUAUUAACGGAGGUAUUCCCGAUGAUGUACAACGAGAACGCGUCUUCGGUGGUGCGUCGCGUGUACGUGUACAUGUCGGUCACGAACCGCUCCAUCUCCAGCAUAGAGGUGCUGAAGUCGGCGGCCGCGGUACUUGUUAAUCUCACCCGGUACAGGGUUACUGGACCUAAAAUAUAUGCCAGAGAUCGCAUAUCGCCAAUAUUGAAGUUCAUGUGGAGAUUUAGCAACAGUGAAACUCAAUUGUUUUGCAUACUUUCCUCUUAUCUAUGGCUUUUCGCUAAAUACCAGGAUGUGAAGAAGGAUCUGACAGAAUAUUUUCACUUGCCCGAGAACCACAAAAUGCUAAAGACCAUCAAAGGGAACAUCGAUAGAAUGAAACGUAUGGCAACAAAUACAAUGAAGAACAAAUAUCACACACCACAACCGACUAGAUUUGUCUCGCACACGUCCAAUCAGUCUUUGAAUCACAGCGUUUCCAGUAAUAGCGGCUGUACGCACUUAGCGCCUGCCCUAGAACCUGAUUACGGAAUAUUGAGAGCUGACAAACCUCGCUAUUUUGAGGACGCACAGCACGCUAUUCAUUGCCUAUUCCUCACAUACAAAUUGUGAAUAAUCUAUGACUCUAGUUUAUUGCAUUAUGUUAA
This is a messenger RNA of Bombyx mandarina (wild silkworm), 6965 nucleotides long. RefSeq names its product microtubule assembly factor abnormal spindle (gene asp). NCBI's taxonomy places the organism in Eukaryota, Metazoa, Arthropoda, Insecta, Lepidoptera, Bombycidae. The record is from RefSeq and is a predicted model, not a curated record. Gene Ontology annotation, biological process: mitotic cell cycle; establishment of meiotic spindle localization; spindle organization. Gene Ontology annotation, molecular function: calmodulin binding. Gene Ontology annotation, cellular component: spindle pole.